Molecule: messenger RNA, 3666 nt
Organism: Prionailurus viverrinus (fishing cat)
Lineage: Eukaryota; Metazoa; Chordata; Mammalia; Carnivora; Felidae
Gene: RAB10
Product: RAB10, member RAS oncogene family
Exons: 6
Coding region: 536-1138 (200 amino acids)
Biological process (GO): cellular response to insulin stimulus
Cellular component (GO): recycling endosome; insulin-responsive compartment; Golgi apparatus
Molecular function (GO): GTP binding; GTPase activity
Source: RefSeq, a predicted model, not a curated record
GUGCGUCUCAGGCAGCGCGCACGCCGGCGUGAGAGGGCACGGGGAAAAAGGUGGCUCUGGCCGGGGCGGCUCGGCUUCCUGUGGCUAUGUAGCUGAGCUCGUCGGCUCGGGGUCCUCCACUGCCACCGCCGCGUCCUGGCGCGGAGUUUCUGCUUGGGAGGGAGACUGUCGUCACGCCCGCCGCAUUCCCUCGACGGCAGAGCUUGCUUGCUCGCCCGUGGGAGCGUCCCGGCCGAGCAGCCCUGAGGGGGGAGGGGAGGCCAUUUUGUCCCGACCGACUCCCCGGAACCGGGCGGAGCGGCUGGGAGAGGCUGCGGAGCCGCGGUCGCCGCCCUCGGAGGCACCGGACGCCGCCACCGUCGGGGGGCUUCCUCGACGAGGCCGUUCGCAGGUCGCCCGCGCCCUCUCGAGCCCUCGUUUUUCCCACGCUUCCCCGGUCCUCCGGCCUGAGAACGCCCGAGCGAGGAGUUGGCUGUAGUGAGAGGGACCGAUCCCUUGGGGCCGCCGGCGGCGAGAGCCUGAGCCGCUCCUCCCAAUGGCGAAGAAGACGUACGACCUGCUUUUCAAGCUGCUCCUGAUCGGAGACUCGGGAGUGGGGAAGACCUGCGUCCUUUUUCGUUUUUCGGAUGAUGCCUUCAAUACCACCUUUAUUUCCACCAUAGGAAUAGACUUUAAGAUCAAAACAGUUGAAUUACAAGGAAAGAAGAUCAAGCUACAGAUAUGGGAUACGGCAGGCCAGGAACGAUUUCACACCAUCACAACCUCCUACUACAGAGGAGCAAUGGGUAUCAUGCUAGUAUAUGACAUCACCAAUGGUAAAAGUUUUGAAAACAUCAGCAAAUGGCUUAGAAACAUAGAUGAGCAUGCCAAUGAAGAUGUGGAAAGAAUGUUACUAGGAAACAAAUGUGAUAUGGAUGAUAAAAGAGUUGUACCUAAAGGAAAAGGAGAACAGAUUGCAAGGGAGCAUGGUAUUAGAUUUUUUGAGACUAGUGCAAAAGCAAAUAUAAACAUCGAAAAGGCUUUUCUCACAUUAGCUGAAGAUAUCCUUCGAAAGACCCCUGUAAAAGAGCCCAACAGUGAGAAUGUAGAUAUCAGCAGUGGAGGAGGCGUGACAGGCUGGAAGAGCAAAUGUUGCUGAACAUCCUCCUGUUCCGUCAGUUGCCAUCCACCACCCUGUUGGCUCCUCUUGCUGCAAAAUAAACCACUCUGUCCAUUUUUAACUCGAAACAGAUACUUUUGUUCCUCAUCUUAAUUAUCCAAUCCACCUAUUUUAUUUGUUCUUUCAUCUGUGACUGCUUGCGGACUUUAUAAUUUUCUUCCAAAAAAAAAUGUAUAGAAAAAUCAUGUCUGUGACUUCAUUUUUAAAUGUACUUGCUCAGCUCACCACUGCAUUUCAGUUGUAUUAUAGUCCAGUUCUUCUUAUCAACAUUAAAACCUAUAGCAAUCAUUUCAACUCUAUUCUGCAAAUUGUAUAAGAAUAAAAGUUAGAAUUAACAAUUUUAUUUUGUACAACAGUGGAAUUUUCUGUCAUGGAUAAUGUGCUUGAGUCCCUAUAAUCUAUAGACAUGUGAUAGCAAAAGAAACAAAAGCCAGGAAAACACUCAUUUUCGCCUUGAAUAUGUAAUGGGAUUAAUUUUGUCCUGUGCCUUAUGUGGAAAGGAACUGCUUUGGUUUUUCUUUUGUUUUGUUUUGUGUUUUGUUUUGUUUUGUUUUGUUUUGUUUUGUUUUGUUUUGUUUUGUUUUGGUGGAAGCAUGUGCAGGAGACAUACAUAUCAUCCAAACAUAAACCAUUCAAAUGUUUGUGGUUUGCUUGGCUAUAAUUUUCAAAGUAGUUAACUGAGGACAAAGGGUAAUGCAGAAAUGAUAGCUUUGGUUUGCUGAGUCUUAAUUUCAAGUGGCCUUGAUACUUCAAACUGUUCCUGCCACCGGUUCUUCUGUUUGGCCACUUUCUCCUCGCUGUCUUCCCGCAUGCUGCUUUAUUUGCUCCCCCGCCCCCCACCACCACCCAAUGGUAUGAGUUAUUUAAAAAUGAAAGGGGCAAACUAGUAGGUUUUUCAAGUUUAACAUAAAGUACUGAUUUAACUUGCUAAGUAAACUGAAAGAGAAAUUCUAACUGCCUACUACUAUCUAAUGUCUUUCCCUCAUUUUCUCUUUCCCCUAAAACUUCUGCCCCAGGUUCCUUCAUCAGCUCUUUUACUUCAUGCUCCUCUUCCCUCUCUGUUCCCUUUCUAUCCAUUGAGUUUAUGAAAUGGAAGAGUUAAUUGCAUGCACUAGUGUUUGGAGGGUGUUGUGGUUUGUCUUUCUAAUUAGGUGUAUAGCCUAUUCACUUUCCUAGAAUAAAUCUCUUAACCUAAAUUUGAAGAGUCUCCAUUUUGGCAACUCCUCUAGCAAUUUGGUAGCCCAGUAAAAGUUAUGUUUUUUGUUUUGUUUUUUUUUUUGUUUGUUUGUUUGGUUGGUUUUUUUUUUUAAGGUGGGAAGGAGGAGUGAGAUUUAUUAACAUGUUUGCCAAAUAUACUGAGAUUUGGCCUUUGAAGAACACUUUUUCAGUGUUAAGUUGUCUUUACCUUAAGAUUAGAAGUACUUUAGAGUAUUAUUAAUUUUAAGUCCUAUCUUCACACCCCUUUGGAAAACUUGUAUUACCAUGGAUUUGGGAAAAGGACAACAAAAGGCUUUUCAUGUACAGAUCAGAUCUCCGGCUAUCUCUAACCCUGUCCUUUUUCACUUCAUUUUUCUAGUUUCGCUUCAUUGCUUAUCAUCAGGAUAGGGUAAGUUAAGUUUGCUACGCUGCUAGCAUCCUAAGAUGAUACCUUUGUUGAAAUAAUUGUGAAUAGCAUGAUUCAUUUCUAGCAGAGGCUGAGUUUAGGACAGCAGCUUCCAUUGAAAAGUCUUUCUGUGUCGUGGGUAGCAUUUUAAUGCCCUCUUGGCUCACAUCACCAACAUAGGGACGUAUCUGCUCUGAACAUCCAUGAAUUUUUCAGAUAGUGCCCUAAAAACAAUUUUAUAUGCCUCACUGGUGGUUGUUCUUAGGUUUUUUCCUUCACUUGACUUUAUCAUUGUUUACUAGUAAAAGCAGCAUUGCCAAAUAAUCCCUAAUUUUCCACUAAAAAUAAUAAUGAAAUGAGGUUAAGCUUCUCGAAAAGUUAUAGGUUAAACCUACUGUCGUUAGAUUAAUUUUAGUGUAUGUGUUGCUUUCCUUUAUCUGGAAUGUGGCAAUAGCUUUUUUAUUUUUUAACCCUCUUUAAUCCUGAUUCAAUUCAGUGACUUAAGGUUUGAGAGCUAAACACUGGGAUUUUUGGGUAACAGACUGACAGUUUUGUUGUUUGCAUAAUUAUAAUCGGCAUUGUACAUAGAAAGGAUAUGGCUACCUUUUGUUAAAUCUGCACUUUCUAAAUAUCAAAAAAAAAGGGAAAUGGAGUAUAAAUCAAUUUUUGUAUAACCUGUUUGAAACAUGAGUUUUAUUUGCUUAAUAUUAGGGCUUUGCCCCUUUUUCUGUAAGUCUCUUGGGAUCCUGUGUAGAAGCUGUUCUCAUUAAACACCAAACAGUUAAGUCCAUUCUCUGGUACUAGCUACAAAUUCGGUUUCAUAUUCUACUUAACAAUUUAAAUAAACUGAAAUAUUUCUAGAUGGUCUACUUCUGUUCAUAUAAAAACAAAACUUGAUUUCCAA